AUCAAUACACCGAAAUGGAAGCAAAUCUAAAGAAAAUGCAGUGAAUUUUAUCAAGGUUUUUUGCGGUUGGCCUCGUUCCAUUCUAAACUGAGCUUAUCAUCUAUUAGUAUGUGCAAACAAUUAAUUAAGAACUGUGCUGUGAAUACAUUAGGAUGCUGCAAAACAGCUGAACUUUGCCAUCACUAAACUGAUAUCGAAAUUAAAAACAAAAGAAAUUAAUUGCAGUAGGCAAUGAAGUACGUGUAAUUUGAUCAGAUCCAUUCAGCUACAUCUUCUAAACGGAUACGAGCACAUUAAAACUACAAACAAUUAAGAAGAAGGAAAUAAAAUUAAAAAAAAUAAAUAAAAUUUCAAAAAAUCCCUAAAAAAAAAUUAAAAUUGAACAUGAAGGAAAAACAGCAACAUUUCGAAGAUGUACCGACAGUGCGGAUACUCUUAAUGGGCAACAAGGGUGUAGGUAAGACCAGCCUAACGAAUCUAUUGGCAAGCAGUGUGAAUACACCGACCCCUGAAUCACGUACAGUUGGCGAGAAUAGAUAUUGGAAUAUUCAAGUUCGCCUCCACGAGUAUCCAAACUUUGAGGGUAUGCCACCAUCGCCCAAUUGGACUUCGUCAUCGUCGUCGUCAUCACCAUCUUUAUCAUGGACUGAAUCAAAUAAUCAAUAUCCAUCAUUUCCACGUAGUCCACAGCCGAUAAGCGAAAUCUUAUAUUUUGUGGAAUUCUAUGAUCUAAAUACAUCAUUCAAAAUGUCGCGUGAGAAUCGCCAACGUCUAUAUCGUAAUAUUGAUGGCAUUAUAUUAGUAUAUGAUUGCUCAGAUAUGCUUUCGCACGAUUCAUUGCACGAUUGGCUUUAUGAACCAUUGCGUCAAAUUGCAAAAAACAGAAACUGUCGCAAUGUGCAGGAUGUUCCUAUCAUGGUUGUAGGCACCAAAGUGGAUUCGAUGAAAACGCGUAGAUUACGUCGUAGUGGUAGCAUUGCCAAUCAGUUGGAUGCCGAAGAAAUGCUGGUCAAUUGUCUUGAUGAGGAUACAUUUAUGGACAAGACACGCAAUGGCGGUAAAUUGAGAAAUUUUUUGAACAAAGUGGUUGAAUUCAAAGAGCGUUUUCCACGCAGUUACACUCGUUGAAUAACCUCAUUUCCAUUAAUCUACUUCAAAAAACAUUUAUAUUUAUAUU
Messenger RNA from Drosophila willistoni, 1177 nucleotides. RefSeq names its product rab-like protein 3. Gene Ontology annotation, molecular function: GTP binding; GTPase activity. Gene Ontology annotation, cellular component: endomembrane system. The coding region runs from base 385 to 1128 and encodes 247 amino acids. The record is from RefSeq and is a predicted model, not a curated record. NCBI's taxonomy places the organism in Eukaryota, Metazoa, Arthropoda, Insecta, Diptera, Drosophilidae. Gene Ontology annotation, biological process: intracellular protein transport. The transcript is spliced from 2 exons.